AUGCUGCGUCGUGGAGUGCGCCACUGCGCUCGCCAGGAGCCACAGGUAAUUGGAACGCCUGUGCCGUCCUUCCGCCACUUCCCGUACAGGGCGCAGGAUGUCCUGCACCUCUACCGUGACUUCUUGCGCCUCAUUCACCAACACCCGCCGCAGGAGCGGGCGGAUCUCCUCUUCCGCCUGCACAAUGAGUUUCACCGUCGGCGGCACCUUGCAAGUCCGAAAAUGAUUGCCGCCGCCCUCAAGCGGGGUGAGGGCAUCUUGAGUGUGCAGCGUAGCAUGCUGGAGUCUAGGACGCUGCGGGCUCGCGGUGUGUCGUCGCGUGAGCAGGGCGCGCAGAACGUGGAUGGUUUGUGGGACCAGCUGCAGCUUGUAUCAGGACACCUUCUUCCGGGGCUGCGGAACUUUAAACCCUCGCGAGAGGUGCGGAAAGGGUCCUACACACAGCAGGCCACUACGCAGGCCGUCUACUCACGGAGAAAAUUGUAG
This is a messenger RNA of Trypanosoma conorhini, 486 nucleotides long. RefSeq lists its product as uncharacterized. Lineage: Eukaryota; Euglenozoa; Kinetoplastea; Trypanosomatida; Trypanosomatidae. The transcript has a single exon. The record is from RefSeq and is a predicted model, not a curated record. Bases 1 to 486 code for a protein of 161 amino acids.